This is a messenger RNA of Exophiala spinifera, 1125 nucleotides long. RefSeq lists its product as uncharacterized. The record is from RefSeq and is a predicted model, not a curated record. NCBI's taxonomy places the organism in Eukaryota, Fungi, Ascomycota, Eurotiomycetes, Chaetothyriales, Herpotrichiellaceae. The coding region runs from base 1 to 1125 and encodes 374 amino acids. The transcript has 3 exons. Gene Ontology annotation, molecular function: heme binding.
AUGCCUCGUUUCAUUCGAUGGUCAGUCUAUCUUUGUCCGUCGCAAAGGACUAUGCAGUACCGUGCUGACAAAGGUAAAAGGGAUGCCCCCGGGGUCGAAAUAGAGCAGCCCGGUGAGAAAGACACCAUUAAGGCUGUGGCGGAACAGUUCAAGCGAUUCCAAAUGAUGAAUUUCAACGAGCAUCACCAUUGCUGGCGAGGAACUCACCUCAAAACUCACGGUUGCGUUGUCGGCAAAUUUAUCGUCAAAGAUGAUUUGCCUCCUCAUCUGGCCCAGGGCAUGUUUGCCAAACCUGGCACGUACGAUGUCAUUAUGCGCUACUCUUCGCUCCCACCCAAGUUGAUGCCUGACAAUAUCCCCGCGCCUCGUGGGAUUGGGAUGAAAAUAUUCGGCAUCGAGGGGGAGAAGUUCUGGGGCGAGGAUAAGAAAACGCAAGAUUUCACGCUCAACAAUUAUCCGAUCCUUGAGCUUCGCGAUGCCCAGACAACUUACGAAAUUGCAGACUCUAUUGAAAGAAAUUGGAAUGACUCGGCGCAACUUGCAAAGGAAUUGUCAGAACGGACCGACGCUGAGGUGGCCUGUGCGCCUACCAAGAUUCCUCGACAGCAUAUGGUAGCUAUGCCCGAGUACUCACAGUCGGCAUACCGCUUCGGUGACUACGUCGCAAAGUUUGGUGUCUUCCCUCUCGGCGAGGAGCAGAAGGAGAUGGAAAGCACCUAUGUCAAGGACAAUGAUGCCAUCAAUGCAAUCUCCCAAGAAGUGCGCGAUUUCCACUUGAAGCACCGGGUCACCUAUUCCUUUUGUGCCCAGCUUCUCCAGGACCUCAACGAGCAGCCAGUAGAGGAUAUUGGGGUCGAAUGGGAUUCAAAGAAGUACCCGUUCGAGCAGAUCGCAACACUGGUGUUUGAGCCCCAGGACAGCUGGAUCCCCAAGUUCCGUACCUGGUGGGACGAUAGAAUCACCGUCAACUCCUGGCAUGGCCUCAAAGUCCAUCAGCCGUUGGGGUGCACGAACCGCCUGAGACGCGUCGUUUAUGCCGAAUCAAGAAAGCUUCGCAUGCGCGUGAAUGGUUACAAGGAUUACAUUGAGCCCAGUUGCUUGGAAGAUGUGCCAGUGCAGGUGUGA